AUGUCCCCGAAACAAGCACUUGUAUCCGCCAACACGAAAGUCCCUCGACUUGUUGUCCAAGGGGUGGCGGCGACGUUGGAGUACUUGUCAUGCCCUCUUUGGAUUCGUUGGUUCGUUGAUGCCAUCGCGCGUGGGAUGCGACAAAUGCGGCAGUGGAAAGCCGUGCUUCGUCCAUUAUCUGCUGGGGAGGCGGCACUGUUUCGCCAAUACGUUGGCAACGCACCAUCCUCCAAGCUGUCGCGAGACUAUUUGUUCCAACGCUAUGAACACGUAACCAACCACGAGUCAAUCCAUGUCAACCCCAUCGCGCUCAUCGAAACCCUUCGUUGGCACAACAAAACCCAUGACGAUCAAGCUGCACGAGUGUUCUUGCACGAUUGUGAGCAUAAGGGGCACGUGGACACGGUGAAAUAUCUCUGGGAAUGGCUUGACUCAACCAUCACAAACAUGUUCUUCAGAGAUCGCAUGAUGCGGAACGGGCUAAGCUUGGCCAAGCGGAAGCAAAACCUACCAGAGGUGAGCUAUCUGCUGACAAUCGUUCCAAACAUGUCCGCUAUGCACGUCGAGAGACUGCCGGUGGUUGCCAUGAAGACAGGAGACGAGGACUACGCUCUUGCGGUGUGGACGCCGCCACCAUUUGCAACGUUCCAUGCAUCGUUAAAUGAGAUGACGUACGGGCAGCGCAGUUACUUCAACAAGAACUCCGUGAAGGGUGCCCUUAUCGACUCGUGCAAUUACGAUAUGCGUCGGGUAGCAGUUUUUCUGGACGAGUGGUGGCCUCACUCGGUGCAAAAGGCGGGGUUUAUCCACUUUCACGCCCAUCCACAGCCAAAACAUGCGAUGUGGUGGGAAUUGAGCCAGCGCUACAAAUGGGAUGUGGCGUGGCCGAACGUCAAAGUGGCGUAUCUCGUACAGAGUCGUCUCUUGCCUGGAUUAGACCACCUUGGCUCCCACAUUGCCACGUAUUUGUAUGUGAUGGACAUGCAACUCGAAUACGACAGCGCAGUCGAGUCGAGGUAG
Messenger RNA from Aphanomyces astaci, 1020 nucleotides. RefSeq lists its product as hypothetical. NCBI's taxonomy places the organism in Eukaryota, Oomycota, Saprolegniomycetes, Saprolegniales, Verrucalvaceae. The transcript has 3 exons. The coding region runs from base 1 to 1020 and encodes 339 amino acids. The record is from RefSeq and is a predicted model, not a curated record.